GAUCAGAAGCCCCUGGGCUGUUGGUCGUUUAAACAUGGGCAGACUCUCACCUGUCCUGUGGUGUGCAACUUUGAAACCCACGAGUACAUUGCAGUUCACGACGACAAGGUUUUAAGAAUAUGGAAGAAUGAAGACAUGAACUUGGACAAAGCCUUUAAAGCAACACUCUCAGCAGAUGUGUACAGGAUCCACUCCCUGCCCCAGGGCGGGCCGCUGGUGCUGUUCAGGGGAGGGGCGGUUCGGACGCUGGAUGUGCUCCUCGAGGCCCCUCAGCAGGAGAUUGAGGACCUCAUCUCAGCUGAGGUCAUCAGGUGGAGUGGAGCUUUUAUGGAAGGCCAACAACCUGUCAUAAUUUUCAUUACUGAGAAAGAUAAGGAUUUUUUUAUCUACGUACAGAAACCUAAGCUGGGUAGUCUACACAAAUACAAGCUUGAACAACAGAAACUAGCCAGGCCACAGCGUUUCACAGCACAUAUAACAAACCAAACUGUCACACUUCUGUGUUUGUAUUCCAGUGGCUGUGUAUACCAGGUUCUGAUACCUCUACAGCAAGAUACUGAAGAAGAAGAGAAAGAAGAAAUUUUGUCCAAGUCACUACUACUAAAACUUUCAGUAUCUGGAACUGUUCUGAAAGCAGCAUCUUUAGUUGUCCUGGACAAAGACCACAUUGCAGUGUUGGGCAGUCUGCCUUCACUCGGGCCAAAACCCAAUGAACUUCUGACAAUAUGGAAUACAAAAUUUCAGACGUUGCAAACCUCAAAGGAGCUGCCCAUGGGGACUAGCGGCCAGUUGUGGUGUUAUGAGGAAAAAUUUUUUCUAAUUCAUGGGAAAGUGCUGACUGUAAUUAUGUACAAGUGUGAAACAUCAUCCUUGGCAGCUGCUGUGGGAAAGCUCAAGGACAGUCAAACCCUUGAGGUGUCCUCAUUUGUGGACUGGAAUACCCUGGAAGAUGAAGAGCUGGUGGUUUCCCUUCAGUCCCAGGAGUCUGUAGCUCUGAAAGCAGAGUCCAGAAUAAAUUUGAGAUCAAGAGCGAGCACUGUUGCUGAACAGUCAAGGACAUUAUCAGUUGGGGAGCUCUUGCUAAAACUCAAAGGUGCUCCUAGUUUCAUGUUGGAAGUUGAAAUGAAAAAACUGAUGUCAAGACCAUCAACCCUAGAUCUGCAAGCCACUAUUGGCUGUGUGGUCACUGCUGUUACAGACAGAUGUAAAGAAAAUCCAAAGUACUACCCUCAAAAUUUGCUGCAGGAGAUCGUUGAAACCCGGGACUUCUCCUACAGUUUAUGUCCAGAUUUAAUGGCUGUUGCUUUGGAGAAAAAAGACAUGCAUCUCUUACAAAUCUGCCUAGAACGGUUUCCAGAUAUUCCUGAAGAGAUUACUUAUGCUUGCCUGACAGCAUUUUUAAGCAUGAGUGAAGACCAUCUUAAAAGUAUGGAUGUAAAUCUGGAUUCUGUCAUCUGUUACAUCGAUGUUGAAUUGAACGAUAUGGAAGUUAAGAGUGAAAUUCUAGAAAAUGGUUUCAGUGAAGAGAUGGACCAGGACAUGUGUGAUACCAAAAUCCCAAAGGAGAGCCAGAGAGAUGGUGAAUCCUGCCCUGUUGGCCUUCAGAAGGCAGCAUUGCUAAAUUCUGUUCUCCAUUCAGCUUACACUGAAACAUUUCUUUUGCCUCACCUGAAAAACCUUCCAGCUCAACAAGCUAUUCUAUUUCUCAGGUAUUUGUAUUACCUGUAUGUGAAAUGCAGUGAAAAAGUGAACACCACUCUUCCUGGAAUACGCUCUCCCACGAUAAAUCAGAUCAUGGAUUGGAUGUGCCUGUUGCUUGAUGCUCAGUUCACUGUCAUGGUGAUGCUUCCAGAAGCAAAGGACUUGCUUUCAAACCUGCAUAAGUUUGUGAGAGCCCAAGUACGGUUCUACUCAGAACUCAACAAGAUUGAAGGAAGUUUGCGGGAAUUACAAAGACUGAACCACCUGAGAGAAUCUCAGACCUAUUCUAUUGAAGUGCUGGAAAUCAUUUGAAUUUGAAGCUCAUUAACACAUUUAUUUUGUAUUGAUUCCUUUUAUGACAAGGAUGUAUUAGCACUCCAUAUUGGGGCUGUCAAAAGUUGUUUUCUACAUAGGAGGAGCCUGGUUACUCUGUAGCUACAUGGGAGUUGUAAGUUUGAACCUUGUGUAUUAAAAUCUCUUUUUGACUGGAUGAGAAGAUGGAUGUUUGCUUAUAUUUUCAUGUAGAAUUUUGAUAUGUGAUCAUGAGAACUGCCUAGAAUACCACACGAUUCUUGGCUGAACACAAGAGGGUUGUGGCAGAAGUGCUGGGGGCAGAACUUGCUGUCUUGGGCUGUGUGACUUGGAAGGAGCUGCACACACAGUUAAAAGGCUCGAGUCGCUCUGGAAGGUGACAUCUUUAGUUGUGUUUGUACACUGUCAGUGCCAAAUGUAUGUAGAAGUCUGAAAAAAACCCUGCAGCAGCAGCUGAAGAUUUAUAGAGGGGAAUUUCUUAGCAAUGGUAGUAGUUGCUUUCAGUAUCUUGGACAAGAAAACUUAUCUUGAAUUUAAUAUAAGAACAUUCUUACCUACAUCAGUGUGUUUUCUGUAAGUGCUUUUUCAACUACUGAACGCCUCAACUUAGUUAAUGGCACCUAUGCUGCUUGAAUUCUAGCAUUUCAAAGUAUAUCUUAGAUUGAUUUUGAGUCUCUUUGAAAUACAAAGUGAUGAACUAAAGUUUUAUGUAGACAACAUUUGUUGAGGAUUUUACAGGUAUCUGUUGACUUAUUCUUCUGAUGAGGCAUUCACUUAAAGCUGACUUGUUACAAGAUGCUUGUGAGACUCUUCAUCUGCAGUAGGGAAAAAGGGGACAGAAGCAUAAUGCUGAAUUUCCUGAGUCAAGAAUAAAGUGGAUUGUUGGGGACAAGAUAAUCAGUACAUUUUCAGAACAGCAAAUACAAUGUUAUUUUUACUAUUUAUGUGAUGGAAUAUUGGUAGAGUUCAGCAUAUCAGUAUAUUAAUAUACUUUGGUUUUCAUCAUCUAAAUAAAAUGAUGAUUGGAAC
Messenger RNA from Passer montanus (Eurasian tree sparrow), 3042 nucleotides. It is a transcript of the gene NOL11, whose product is annotated as nucleolar protein 11. Bases 136 to 2013 code for a protein of 625 amino acids. The record is from RefSeq and is a predicted model, not a curated record. Gene Ontology annotation, biological process: maturation of SSU-rRNA. Gene Ontology annotation, molecular function: RNA binding. NCBI's taxonomy places the organism in Eukaryota, Metazoa, Chordata, Aves, Passeriformes, Passeridae. The transcript has 17 exons. Gene Ontology annotation, cellular component: nucleus; nucleolus.